AUGUCUACUUUUGCAGCUCUGAAUAUAGAGGCAGAUGAGACCCCAGAGGAGGAAAUCGAUGACACACGCGAGAUUCAAAUAGAAGAAGCCCUUAAGCUAUACCAAACUGCGCUCAAACUUCAUUCUCAAGGGCCAAAGCAUUACAAAGAAGCCGCAGAAGCGUAUGACGCGCUCUUCAAGUCGGAGAUAUUCAAGUUUCCGCAAUACGCAGACCUGGGAGCCGCCAUAUCAGAAGACGAAUAUAUAGAAGAAGUUGACGGGCCAUCUGCUGUGUCAAUUGCUGCCGCGGAUGAAGCAGAAACCGCUGCUAGUGCUCUACCACAAACAUUAUAUUUGUCAUAUAAAAACUAUGGCCAGUUCUUGCUCGACACGGUUAGAUAUGCCUGGGAGCAAGGCGGAGACUUGGCUGAUACGGCGUCUUCUACUGAAUCAGCUAUCAGACACUUUGCGGAUGCACUGGAGCGCGAUGAUUCUGACCUUGAGCUCUGGAGGAAGUGUGCUAGGGUUGGAGAUGCCUUGAGAAGCCACCGGAUCUUGAGAUUCUGCCUGGAGAGUGUCUUUGAAGGGAACGGGGACGGUAUAGAUGAUGGCUUUGAGCAACUGGGAAUCGAGCAAGCUGGGGCUGUAGGCGACUUACGGAAAUUCUUUACUGCUCUCCACGACCCGGUCUCGCUCGCACAGCUUCCGCAUAAACAGCCGAGGCGAGCUCUGCUUAAUUUUUUGCAGAGACAGAUAGAUCCAUUCCCAUAUCUCCCUUCUGCUUUAAAGCAGUUGAAUGGUGGCUCUAUUUCCUGUAGACUGGGCCUUCCAGCUACAAAACAUCAUACCAUCACCCCGACCACCAACAGCUGGGCAGCACUAGGUGAAAAGAUCCUCGAGCUGCUGAGCGGAGAUGGCCUAGGCCAGGACACUGUCGGGGUGCAGGGGACCAUGAAAAUUUGCCUGCCAGAUUCAGAUGUCGCGAUGACCUCACCUGCGGCAACUCUUCCAAUUAUACAAGGCCGUAGGUCGUCUAAGCAUAGGAACUCCAUAAUAGCAGAUUCGGGUGAUCCCGAAGAAAACACGGCGAAUGAGUCUAUGCCAACGGCUGACGAAAACACCGACCCUAAAGAGGAUGAAAAAGCCGAUGGAAAGACUGACGGUGACACCAAUAAAGAACAAGAAGACGAGAAGACGGUCGACAAGGACAGAGAAGAGACGGAGAAACCGAAUGAACUAGUCGAUGAGACGGAAGCGAGGCCGGGCCCCCAAACAAGGAAACGGUCUUCGGCUUCAAUAGUCAAUGAGGAACCGACAGACGGAGGGAGAACAAAGAGCAAGCGUAUACGAGCGCGAGAGUCAAUUGCCGAUACACAAGCGCAGCCAGAGGAGGUUAUCUUUGACCAAACAAGAUAUUUUGAAGACCGGCUCGAGAUCUACACUCAUGCUGAUGAGUGGAUGUUCAGCACUGCCAACAGCCUGUUUUCAAAGUUUGGUGUUGAGGAACUCGGGAGUGUCGACCAAAUAAAGCAGAUGCUCGCUCCUACUGGCUCCGGCCAAAAUACUACGGAAAGCUCACCCGAAUCUCUGGCUGUACAUGACUUGAGGCACAUAAUUGAGAACUGGAAUGAUGGACUUAGUAAAGUGGCACUACACAGCGAUAUAUUUGCGGACACCCAGGAUGGGUUAAAAGGCGUGAAGAAGUCCGGCCUUAGUGUCUUCCUUGAGCAUUCCAAACAAGUUGGCGCAAAGGCGGAACGGGAAGGGGAUCUGGUCGAUGACCAAGGUUUGGAGCAAUUUGCAAAUAAUAUUAACGCUAGCAACCUAACCAUGCAAGAGGUGGCUUUCAAGUGGCUUGAAAAGUACCUUAAGCCGGACCUACAGUCUCUUGGGCAUGAUAUAUCUACUGUGACGGACUCUAUUUAUGCAACUCAGCAGAUGUGCCAAAGUGCACGAGAUACCCUUACUCAAAUACUACUUCGAUUAGAUGGAUUUGUCUAUAGCAGACUGAGGGAAUUUGCUCUAAACCUUGAGAGAAAGAUCCUCUCGAGUGCCCAUGAAACGCCUUAUUCAUUCACACCAGAUGAUCUUAUUGCCGUGGAGAUGUCACAGAGCAUCUAUGAAUUGCAUCUGGACAUAUAUGACUCGAUUGUCUGCCAAAACGAGAAGAACCAGGAUGCCGCCAUCCUUCAGCAAGAUAGGCUAAGCCGAUGGAGGUCACUCACACACGGCUACAUUAGCUACUACCUCGAUCUUUGUAUCGUGGACCAUCGACAAACUGCGAUGGUAUUACGACAUCUAUGGGCCACCACUUUCCACGAAAAUAUGUUAGAUGAUCAAAAGGGAGACUAUGUUUUACUCUGCCUCGGUGAUAUUCGACGUGCUUUAGUGUCAUUAGGAGACCCGGUUAUAACCUUGGUGAAUAAUAACACAAUGCCAGAAAUUUCAACCGCCGCAAUUGACCAAGAGGUAUCUCGUCUUCGGGCGAUGAGUUUCUUUACCGACAUUUUUGGCUCCGGAAAUGAUGACCUGGUACAUCUGAUUGAAACCAUCGAGCCUGUUUUAGACCCGUCUGCGGUACGGUAUACGGAUGAAAAUGGUAAUAUAUCUGAAGAGGCUAAGCCGUCAACAACGACCCAGAACUUGAUCGACUUCCUGAAUCAGGGUGAUGCGACUCUUAAAUUGUUUUUGUGGCGCCGUCUUCGCGAAGCCUAUGACUCCAUUGACUAUCCAACAAAGGUCGUCUCCUGCCAUCUUCGAAGUCUAGAAGCAGUUGUUCAGGAACUGAACCGCCCUGCACGCACCCAACUUCCAGUCAAUGAACGGCGGUCUAGCCUGCUUAAAUGGCUAAAAUUGUCAGAUGAUAUACUUACCAGUGUGAUGAGAAGAGUGGUUAACAAACCAGAAGUUUCUUUUGAAUGUUUCGACUGGAACCAUCUCCAGAUUUCUAUGUCCUCUCUCGCCCGUCUAUCUAGAAUUCUCCAGUCUUUUGCCCUUUACGAGGAUGGGGUUCGUGUUGGCCAGAUUACACCUGCCGAUAUUCGCCCUGCAUCAACUGCGAAGUCCCUAGAGCAAGAGGGUAUUAAUCAGAAUAAUGAAUUGUUUGAUACCCCUUUGGAUGACCGCAUACACUUCUUACGCUCGAUUCACAAUGCACUUGGACUCCGUUCAUAUUGCAAAUACCCGAAAAACCUGUUCGUUAAACUCAUGAGAGAUGAACUUUUGACGCUUAAAACCGACGACGUUUACGAAGAUGAUCUUGCGCAAGUACUAUACGACCUAUACAAGUUCAAGUUUUCACCGCAUUUGGAUGUUUCGUUUGAUCAUGGCUGCCCAUAUGAGACUCUUGAUCAGGAAAUAGCUCUAAAAUUAGUUGAUUUUACUCUUACCCAAACGAAACGAAUAGAUAUCAAAGAUUACCUGAAAUCUGAUUUGAAAACGACAGUUGAUGCGCUGCAAAGACAAAUAGGACUGAUGGGCAAGUCAGAGCUAGCCACCCCUCUCAACAAGAGAAUUUUAUCAAAGUUUUUGAAAACUCCAAUAAAUCCCCUAGAGCUUUUCCGCUCUGUGCAAGGAGUCAGUGGACUAUCUAUGAUUCCGGUUUAUUCAAAGAGUUCUGAUCUUGCCGACAAAGGCUGGUUUACCUUCCUCGGAUCAGCAGCUCUCGCCAAAUUUCGAGCUCAAAAGAAGGUUGGUCCUACCCCGACUGAGGAUUUGGACCUUGCUGCUACACUCUUCCGUCAUGACUUGGAACACGGAAAGGAUCGAUGGGAAUCAUGGUAUCAGCUUGCCCAAGUUUAUGAUCUACGGCUUGAGGAAGAAAUCGCUUGGUCUGCGGAAAAAAUUAACAACGACCGGGAGGAUCUUGCAACUGUGGAGCGAAGGGCCAUCCACGCAUAUUCUAUGGCUGUUGCAACCGCAGUCCAAACAGCUGACUUGAAACCUGACGAAAAGAAGCAGAUAUCCGACUUAUAUACAGAGUUUGGUCUUCGAGUCUAUGCAUCCACCAGAGAUCCGCUGUCCAUGGGUGCCUUUGAUGUAACUGCAUUCAUGAGACACUUUAGCAGCGGCGCAGAUCAGAGAAUGUAUGAAGGGAAGCCGUUUAGUGCCAUGAAACCAUUCUCUGCUUGGUACUUUGCUAGUUAUCUCUUCCACAGAGCAAUGAAGGACCGCCCAAUGAAUUGGAGAAACCAUUAUAUGUUCAGCAAAUGCCUGUGGAAGAUGUACUGCAGUAAUGAUCCACUAAAGGAGCGAUAUAAGCCGAUCGAACCUGCAGACAUUUUGGAUUCAUUGACGGAUGCUAUUGAUGUUCUUCCCAAGAAGAAAGACGGCCGAUCGUCUGAGCCGAUAUUAGAACCACACUUUAAACUUGUUUCACUCACCCACAAGCUUGUCCGGCGAGGUGAUCUAGAGCCAAAGGAUGCCAGUGAGAAGCUACUUGCCACUCCAUGGGCCCGAGGGCUAUCACUAGCAACAGAUAUGGAAUCCUGGAAACCAUUCAUUUUAGGCGUACUAAAGCAAUUGCAGAAUGCUGAUAAGUCUAAUUGGCAUCACCGUAUUGUUGCAAGGGCUGCCCAUAUUAUCUAUGACGACUCAAAGGAUAGAGAAGCUGCAAUUGCAGCGAAGAAUGAUCUUACCCAGCAUAUUUUCACCAAGACCAUGACUGUACAGGUCUGGCGACCGGAAAAUGAAAGAGCUGGACGACAUUUCGUCUAUACUACUCGAUAUGUUUACUUUUUUGUGCAGUUAUUGGAUCAACUUGAUGACCGUGCGAACCUAGAUAUGUUAGUCCGUCGUGUGAGGCGAAAGGUUAACGAUUAUUUGAACUUCCCUAAGCUCUGGGAAGAUACGUGCGCCACAUAUAUCAAGUUACUCCGCCGUGCAGGCAACAUACCGGAAGGGAAAGAAGAUACUAUUUUCAAAGGGGUCAGCCUCGAUGACUUUACCCUUUACUCCGGCCGUCUAGAUACUUGGUGCCAAAACCCAGCCAAGGAAGAUAUUCCCACAAUUGAAUUGCUGCGGGAUGCAGUGGAGCUGAAAAAAUUGAAUGGAACAAUUAUAAAGUCUGGCAUGUUUGAUGACCUCGUUGCCGAUAUAUAUGCCCAGUUAUAUGAAAAGACAUUACCACAGUUUGUCGAGCAAGUUGCUGGGGAGGAGAAUCGAGAGCGAAUGAAGGUAGAUCAUUUGCUUAUGCCAGGUGAAUCAGCCGAUGGAACUGAAACACCGCCAGCUUUGACUUCUGUUCAGGCACCAGCACCUAGGCUUCGUGCCAAAGGGGUAACACGGAAAGAGGUGCAGAAAAAAUCCGACGCCAUUGCCGCAAAAGCGCCACGUCCUGCCCCCAAACCUGCAAAACCUGCUGAAGACGAGGCCAAACAAGCACAGACAGAGCAGCAAUCUACUGAUCAGCAAACAGGCAAUGAUACUGCAGCUGAUCCAGCUCAGGUUGAUAACAAGGAGGAUAAAGAUAAAGACAAUAAUGAGGAAGACAAGGAUAGGAAGGACGAAGAAGAGAAAGAGGAGAAUAACGAGGAAGAGGAAAAGGAAGGGGAUGAUAAUGAAGAAAGAGAAGACAACAACGAGGAGGAGGAAAAGGAUGGUGAUAAUUGUGAGGAUAAGGAAGCAUCUGUCCCAGACCAUAGUGUACACGACACUACGGAAAUCGAGAGCGGGCUCAGCGAUAUCGAAACGGAAACGGCCUCGGGAGAUGCUAUGAAACCUUCAAGUCCAAUGUUCCAGAAUCUCCUCAGGGCUCGCAUGUCAUCACCAAAGGCAGGAUCUGAAUUAUCGACCGUCGUCAGCGCUGAUGGCGGUGAUAACGACUCGAUUCCUACUCCUUCCGUACAGGACACUAAAAUGGAGAUAGAUGCGGAGACUGUAGAGGCAGCAGAGGGAUCGGACACGGAGGAACAACAGGAAGACUGA
Molecule: messenger RNA, 5904 nt
Organism: Microsporum canis CBS 113480
Lineage: Eukaryota; Fungi; Ascomycota; Eurotiomycetes; Onygenales; Arthrodermataceae
Exons: 6
Coding region: 1-5904 (1967 amino acids)
Biological process (GO): chromatin organization
Cellular component (GO): HIR complex; nucleus
Molecular function (GO): nucleosome binding
Source: RefSeq, a predicted model, not a curated record